Molecule: messenger RNA, 335 nt
Organism: Penaeus monodon (black tiger shrimp)
Lineage: Eukaryota; Metazoa; Arthropoda; Malacostraca; Decapoda; Penaeidae
Product: ankyrin repeat and protein kinase domain-containing protein 1-like
Exons: 2
Coding region: 24-335 (103 amino acids)
Molecular function (GO): protein binding
Source: RefSeq, a predicted model, not a curated record
GGCUGGUGCGGAACAUCGACUGCAUGUCCACCGGAGGUUUCGCCUUCACCGCCAUGCAUAUGGCAGCAUAUAGAGGCGAUGAAGCUGGCAUCACUGCCUUGCUCGCUUCGGGCGCCAACAUCGAUGUAUGCACACCAAGGAAAAUUUACGCCCCUGCACACUGCUGCCAACAUGGCCACGAUCACCUGGUAAUUCUCCUCAUCGAGUCUGGCUGUGACCGUCAUGCCCGGUCGUCUACGGGUAUGACAGCUCUCCACAUGGCAGCCAUGCAGGGCCUCAAGAGCACGGCCAAGCUGCUCCUCAAGUAUGGGCUGGACCCCCAAAGCGCGAGAUGA